AUGCGGCCCCUGCUGCUGCUGCUGCUGGCGGCGGCGCUGCCGGGCGAGGAGGCGGCGGCGGCGGCGGGCCCGGCGGCGCCCUGCGAGGCGGGCGGCAGGCGCUACUCGGCGGGCGAGCGGUUCGUGCCGCCGGGCGAGCCCUGCAGCCGCUGCGAGUGCACGGCCCGGGGUCCCGCCUGCGCCCGAGCCCCCUGCCCGGCCCUGCCGCCCGCCUGCAUCCACGUGAGCCGCUACCCGGCCGCCUGCUGCCCCCGCUGCGAGCGCGUCGGCUGCGAGCACCGCGGCCGCGUCUACGGGCUGGGCCAGCGCUUCCAGCCCUCGGAGUGUGAGCAGUGCACCUGUGACCCGGACGGCAUCGCUCGCUGCCUUGUGGCCGACUGCGCCCCCCCGCCCUGCGUCAACGCCGUCUACGAGACGGGCCAGUGCUGCCCCACGUGCCAGGAUGGUCCCAACUGCUACGCGGACAGGAGCCGGACGCGCGUCAUCCCCGCCGGAGAGGUCGUCUGGGUGGAGCCCUGCACCCGGUGCCGCUGCCACGACGGCCAGGACGCAGGCUACUGGGAGGGCAACCGGGUGGCCAAGUGCGAACUGCUCCGCAACUGCGGCCCGCUGGACCGGCGCAACUCCUGA
Molecule: messenger RNA, 630 nt
Organism: Emys orbicularis (European pond turtle)
Lineage: Eukaryota; Metazoa; Chordata; Testudines; Emydidae
Product: von Willebrand factor C domain-containing protein 2-like
Exons: 3
Coding region: 1-630 (209 amino acids)
Biological process (GO): negative regulation of BMP signaling pathway
Cellular component (GO): AMPA glutamate receptor complex
Molecular function (GO): protein binding
Source: RefSeq, a predicted model, not a curated record